AUGCGCACUCGCUCCUGCCGCACAUACACUCCGCGCCCAUGUACAGAACAUUGCCAGCAUCACGCAACUUGUGCUUUAGCCUGUCCACAAGUAGAGAAAGGAGAAGCUAGUGGUGGAGAUGAGCUGGGAGAGAGGAGGUUGAAGCCCUCGAUGCUGCGCAUGCUUGCCUGUUUGUUCCCUCAAACUCUUCGAACCUCGAUCCCCCUCGCCUACCCAACUGUGCCCGUACCCAUCCGCGGCGCCCGCUACCCAGGCCCACACUUGCCUCCCCUUAAUCCGCUCAAGGCUCCUGUCAACCAGUGCCCUCCACUAUUUCUGCAGCACCAGUAUUACGCUCUCUCCACACCUCUGCGCUCGCGCUGCCCCACAACAUGUAAAGCAUUGUGGCCGUUCAAACGUCAACAAGGACGACGAGGUCCAGCUGGUGGCAGAGGAUAAUGACGAGGACAAGCAAUGGCAGCGGCGGAGAAUGGGCAUAGACAAUGAGGACAUCCACGACGGAUGCAGCCUGCAUCCCAUCUCCCUGUCGACCGUUCACUCCCCCGCCCUCAACAUCACGCAUGUCUUCAAUGCUAUGAAUUACAUUGACCGUCAAUUGCGCCCUCAAGCCCACGUGCGCACAAUUGUCCCUUCAAGCUCAUGCAUGUGCCCUCGCCUGUGACCGACAUCUGCGGGCAUCCACUCGACCUCAUGCACACGCACCCGUCUCCGCAACGCCACGCACCGCCACUACCAAGUGCCCUGACAUCCGUUCCCUUCUUGCAUCACUGCCCAGACCCCACAUAUACUUGUCCCCUUGAGUGUAUUCCCGCUCACCACUCUGCUCUCUGGCUUGUCUCCUCAACCCCAUGUAAGCUUGUCCCUUCGAUCCCUCCUCACGGAUCCCUCCCCAUGUCCAUCAACCUCCCGCCAUCCUCGCUUGCGUGUUGAAGACACCCAACUCCUGGCACUCCACAGCGGACGAGUCGCGCAGGAUGCAUGGCAAGCGCUGGCAUUGGAGAAGCCUGAUGUUGAAAGUUCUGCAACGGUGAAGUUCACAAGAUGUGAAACAAUGGCGCGCUGUCUGCGCGCCGCCGCCACCGCCGCAUUCUACGAACGUUACGUCUUCGCCACUGUCAACAUGGACGAGAGCCUCGUAUCUGCGAGAGUAAGUGACGCACACAGCUCGCGCAUACGAAGGUUAGGUUAGGUCAUUUGUUGCAGGACUGAGGACAUGAAACGGCGGCGGGCUGUCCAGGGCGCCCAGUCGCUCCACGCGGCAUAAAAGUGCCGGUGGACAAGUCAUGAUGCAGAAACGGCCGCGUGCUGUCUGCGGCAGACAGCAC
Molecule: messenger RNA, 1325 nt
Organism: Heterobasidion irregulare TC 32-1
Lineage: Eukaryota; Fungi; Basidiomycota; Agaricomycetes; Russulales; Bondarzewiaceae
Exons: 4
Coding region: 1-438 (145 amino acids)
Source: RefSeq, a predicted model, not a curated record